Molecule: messenger RNA, 2884 nt
Organism: Phodopus roborovskii (desert hamster)
Lineage: Eukaryota; Metazoa; Chordata; Mammalia; Rodentia; Cricetidae
Gene: Tmem39a
Product: transmembrane protein 39A
Exons: 9
Coding region: 375-1835 (486 amino acids)
Biological process (GO): negative regulation of autophagosome maturation; negative regulation of autophagosome assembly
Cellular component (GO): endoplasmic reticulum membrane
Source: RefSeq, a predicted model, not a curated record
UCAUCGCUGUGCGCUGCCACGUCUCCUCAGCUCCUGGGCGAUGGAGGCUGAGGAUGAGUGGUGAUGGGGUCGGGCUCUGCCUCUGGCUUUAGCUCUGGCUCUGGCACGGACUCCCGGUCUGGGUCUGGUAACCUAGAGACCCGACACAAUUUUUCGACUCUCCAGAGGGACCCUGCCUGCGUCCCGGCAGCUGUUUUGGAGCGCUUCAAAGAAGGGAGGGAGUUCGAGUGCGUGGGGUCGGGUCUGUGAAGCCACCGCCUCCUCCCAGGGAUCCCGCUCCGUGGCCGGCCUCUUCCAUGCAGUUGAAAUAAGUUUACAACCAUUAGCCUGGGUUGCAACUGCAGGUAGCACUGGAAACUGACUGGUCCCUGGACAUGCCCAGUAGAAGGAGGGGUCCUAGUCGGCAGCAGCUAAGCCGGUCAGCUUUACCUUCUAUACAGACUUUGGUUGGUGGCGGCUGUGGCAAUGGAACAGGCUUGAGAAACAGGAAUGGUAGUGCUAUUGGCCUUCCAGUCCCACCUAUCACAGCCUUAAUCACCCCAGGUCCUGUUCGUCAUUGCCAAAUUCCUGACUUACCAGUAGAUGGGAGCCUGUUCUUUGAAUUUCUGUUCUUCAUCUACCUGCUGAUUGUUCUGUUUAUUCAGUACAUCAACAUCUAUAAGACCGUGUGGUGGUAUCCAUACAAUCAUCCUGCGUCUUGUACUUCAUUGAAUUUUCAUCUCAUUGAUUAUCACCUGGCAGGGUUCAUCACAGUGAUGCUUGCGAGGAGGCUGGUAUGGGCCCUCAUUUCAGAGGCCACUAAGGCAGGUGCAGCGUCUAUGAUUCACUACACCGCUCUGAUACUGGCUCGCUUGGUGCUGCUUACUCUGUGUGGAUGGGUGCUUUGUUGGACCCUGGUUAAUCUCUUCCGAAGCCACUCAGUCCUCAACCUCCUCUUCCUUGGCUAUCCGUUUGGUGUUUAUGUUCCUCUCUGCUGUUUCCACCAAGAUAGUAGAGCACAUCUUCUCCUCACAGACUAUGUGGUUCAGCACCAGGCAGUAGAGGAAGGUGCUUCGAAUGUGGGCAGUCUGGCCAGAUCCAAAGAUUUCCUGUCCUUAUUGCUGGAGUCUCUAAAAGAACAGUUUAAUAAUGCCACGCCCAUCCCCACCCACAGCUGUCCCCUAUCUCCCGAUCUCAUUCGCAAUGAAGUAGAAUGUUUGAAAGCAGAUUUCAACCACAGAAUCAAGGAAGUUCUCUUCAACUCUCUCUUCAGUGCCUACUACGUUGCAUUUCUCCCGCUGUGUUUUGUGAAGAGCACCCAGUAUUACGACAUGCGCUGGUCAUGUGAGCACCUCAUCAUGGUGUGGAUCAAUGCUUUUGUCAUGCUCACCACUCAACUGCUGCCAUCCAAAUACUGCGAUUUGCUACAUAAAUCAGCUGCUCACCUGGGCAAGUGGCAGAAGUUGGAACAUGGGUUCUACAGCAAUGCUCCACAGCACAUUUGGUCAGAAAACACAAUAUGGCCUCAAGGGGUGUUGGUGCGGCACAGCAGAUGUUUAUAUAGAGCCAUGGGACCUUACAACGUGGCAGUGCCUUCAGAUGUAUCCCAUGCCCGCUUUUAUUUCCUGUUUCAUCGACCGUUAAGGCUGUUGAACCUGCUUAUCCUCAUUGAGGGCAGUGUUGUAUUCUACCAACUCUAUUCCUUGCUGCGGUCAGAGAAGUGGAACCACACACUCUCCAUGGCGCUCAUCCUUUUCUGCAACUACUAUGUUUUAUUUAAGCUCCUCCGGGACAGAAUAGUCUUAGGCAGGGCAUACUCCUACCCCCUCAACAGUUACGAACUCAAGGCAAAUUAAGCUGCCUGUCAACAUGAGGGAGAACUCAGAUAAAAAUAUUUUCAUACGAUCUAUUUUUUUCUUGCGAUUUUUAUAAAUAUUUAAGAUAUUUUAUAUUUUGUAUACUAUUAUGUUUUGAAAGUUGGGAAGGGUAAGGGAUAUUAAAUGUAUCCAUAAACAAGGUGAUGUUAUCUUUCAUGUGUUAGUAUAUUUGAAUAUUAUACAUGAGAGGAUGCCCCUGCAGUAAAAGAUUGACUUGUUUGUCUGGCUCUGGAGUAACAUUCGCUUAGAAACAUGUCUUGCAUAUUGCUUGACACAUUGUCUUUGGUGUGUCUGUUUCCUUUCCAGUCUUUUUUGUUAUCUUUAGUUCAUCCCCUGGCCAUAAUUAUUGCUGUAGAAAAGAGAGAUGGAUAGAGUUGCCUUCCAGCACCCAAUACCCUUUAAUUUAGCAUUCUAAAAGUGCUGGGGUAACUACAGCAAAGUGGGUUCAAAUCUUGGGUUGGGUACUCUUUGCUGCCACCUACUGGGAGGAGGCCGUUCUAGACUCCUGUCUUUAGUGACCUGUUUUUGUGAUACUUUCAAUUACUCUCGUCUGGUGUUCUGGGGAUUGCUGUCAUUUUGCCUGUUCUUUCAUGACUUUUGCUUCCAAAGAUUUGUCCUUUUACUCUUAGUUACAUGUAAUAGUGCUUUUCAAAGACAGGAAGUGUAGAUCAUGCGGGAUCCAAGGAAGAGGAUCAGUAUAAAUGCCCUGUCAGUCUCUAGGGCAUGGGGAGAUUGAAAAUACCUAACCAAUUGGGAGAAUGGGCAAGCCCUGAACAAAACAGCCUCGGGUGCAGUCUAGCUGCUACCUCUUUACAGUAGCACUGUGUUUGGAGUUAAGAGGGGAGGAAAAAUACGAGAAGUUGCUCCAUGGUUCUCAGAAUUUGACCUAUAUCCAAAAUUUGUGUUUUCCAUUUCAUACUCAAAGACUGGAGAUAGAGCUCAAUGUUAAUGUGUUUGUUUCAUAUGCAUGAGCUUGAGUUUGUUCCCCAGCAUUGCAAAAUAAGUAAAUAAAUUUCAUACUUCAGAGC